AUGGCAUCCACAAACCUCGGAACCCAUGCGGAUAUUGCACGAUUCAAUACUCCUAGCCCCCACCCGACCCAUUUGAGCAUCCAAGGAAAAUAUAACCAACGGGUUUUGAAGGAUGACGCCUCGGGAUAUGUCGCUCCUGUCUUCGAAGGAAGGGAGAAGCAGAUGGAAACUGUGAUGGAUUUGUUGGAGGAGAAGGGUUUUAUUCCUCCAGAGUUCGUUGAGAACGAGACUAAGUGGUUUUACACUUCUCUUGGAAUUGAUGACAUGUACUUCCAGUCCGAGGCACCUGAAACAAUUGUCAACCAUAUUCUCUCCUUGUACGCCGGGAAAGUUGCAGCAUUCUCUAGGGAUGAUAAGCGCCUUGAAAUCCGCUUGGAUAGGGAAGCAGAAGAUCAUGCCGUAUAUAUCGACACAUCCACUCCAGGUAUAACAGUUCUAUCUGGCCCGAAGUACGAGCAACGUAUCGAUGAGAAAUAUCUGAACCCUUCCAACCCCGAGAAGGCGUACCGUGUCGAAUCUUUUCGCUCAUCAUCUCAACUUACAUCUACAAACCAACAACUACGUUGCUACUUCGUGUACAAGUGUGACUUUGUAAACCCUAACCCAGACCCUACAGAAUCUGACCUGGACGUUGUUUCGGACAAGUCCUUUUUGCAAAAAGUCACUCCAAACACAAAAGGUGUCUAUCAAGAUGUGGUUAAAGCAGUCAUUGAGAGGACUGGGCCCGUUAUUGAGAUGUUUGAGGUUCAGGGAACCAGAGAGAAGAGACUUGUUAUCGGUUUCAAACAAGGGAGUUCAAUGGGGUUGUUUUCUGCGCUGAGCGACCUAUACCAUUACUAUGGAUGCACCUCGGCCAGAAAAUAUGUUGAACAAUUUUCCAAUGGUGUAACUGUUAUGUCCAUCUACUUGCGACCCUUACCACCAAACACCCAACUUAACCCUUCAAAAUAUCCUCCUAUCGAGGCUUCAAUCUACCAGAUAAUGAAGGAAGUCAGCUUGCUUUAUUGCAUUCCUCAAAAUAUGUUCCAGGCACACUUCAUUAGCGGAAGAUUGAGCUUGCAGGAGACUAUAUAUGCGCACUGUGUUUGCCAUUUUGUCGGUCAUUUCUUGAACAGACUGGGAACAGAGUACACCGCCGUCUCUCAGCUCCUCGAUCCCAACAACAGUGUCCAUGCAGACACUCUCAACAAGCUUAAGCGUCGUCUUCGUACAGAGACCUUUACCGCUGAUUACAUUUAUGAGAUCAUCAACGAACACCCUGAACUUGUUCGCGCUCUAUACUUGGCAUUUGCCAAUGCACACUAUGUACAGACUCGUGGGGAGCAGGAUGAUUUCAUUCCGACUCUGAGUUACCAGCGUCUGCAAGUGGAUCGAGUUUUGACAAACAGUGAGUUGAAGACGAAGAUUUCUAGAACUGUCGGCAAUGAGCACCAAGAAAAGGUCAUGCAAUAUUUCAUUACCUUCAAUGAGAAUGUGUUGAAAACCAACUUUUACACCCCUACCAAGGUAGCGUUAAGUUUCAGACUGAACCCCAAGUUUCUUCCGACUGUUGAAUACCCUCAACCAUUGUUCGGAAUGUUUUUGGUCAUCGGAUCAGAGUUUAGAGGGUUCCAUCUGAGAUUCAGAGAUAUUGCUCGCGGUGGUAUCCGAAUUGUCAAGAGCAGGAACAGAGAAGCGUACACAAUUAACGCUCGCUCAGUUUUUGAUGAGAACUAUAACCUCGCAAACACUCAACAACGGAAGAAUAAAGAUAUCCCCGAAGGUGGAAGCAAGGGUGUCAUUCUAUUGGAUGCCAAUCAUCAGGAUAAGGCCACGAGUGCUUUCCAGAAGUACAUUGAUUCUGUUCUCGAUCUUCUCCUUGAGCCAAACAGUCCCGGAAUCAAGGAUCCUAUUGUUGAUCUCCACAAAGAGCCCGAAAUCCUGUUCAUGGGGCCUGAUGAGAACACCGCUGGGCUUGUUGACUGGGCGACCGAGCACGCCAGGGUCAGAGGUGCUCCUUUCUGGAAAUCCUUCUUCACCGGAAAGAGCCCUAGCCUGGGCGGUAUUCCUCACGACGAGUAUGGAAUGACAUCCCUCAGUGUUCGCGAAUACGUUCUCGGUAUCUAUAGGAAAUUGAACCUCGACCCCUCCAAAAUGAUGAAGCUGCAAACUGGUGGACCUGAUGGUGAUUUGGGGUCUAACGAGAUCCUAUUGAGUAACGAGAAGUAUUGCGCGAUUGUUGAUGGUUCUGGUGUACUGGUCGAUUCUAAGGGUCUGGAUCAUGAAGAGCUUCUCCGUCUUGCCCGGGAGCGUCUCAUGAUCUCAGAGUUUGACAUUUCCAAGCUAUCCCCCGAAGGCUACCGUGUUCUUGUGGAGGACGUCAACGUUACUCUGCCAAGUGGCGAGAUCGUUACAAACGGCACCAUCUUCAGAAACACCUUCCACCUCCGAAGUGAUAUGCACUAUGAUGUUUUCGUGCCCUGCGGCGGAAGACCAGAAGCUAUCGAUUUGGGCAACGUUGGCCAACUGAUCAAAGAUGGAAAGAGUAUCGUUCCCUUCAUUGUUGAAGGAGCGAACCUUUUCAUCUCCCAGGACGCCAAGUUGAGACUCGAGAAGGCGGGCACUAUCCUAUACAAGGAUGCUAGUGCCAACAAGGGUGGUGUGACAAGUUCGUCCAUGGAGGUUCUUGCGUCACUUGCCUUUGAUGAUGCCGGUUUCAUCGAGAACAUGUGCGUCCGCGACGGUGUCACUCCAGAAUUCUACAAAACCUAUGUCAAGGAGGUACAAAAGACCAUUCAGAACAACGCACAUCUUGAAUUCGAAGCCUUAUGGCGUGAAGCUGAGGAGACUGGGAAGCCACGCUCAAUCUUGUCUGAUGAGCUCUCAUUGGCGAUCACAAAACUCGAUGAGGAGCUCCAGCAAACUGAGCUAUGGAACAAUAUCCCUCUCAGAACUAGUGUCCUCAAAGAUGCUCUCCCAGCCAGCUUAAUUGAGAAAAUCGGCCUCGAUGUCAUCCUUACCAGGGUACCAUUAAACUACCUCAGGAGCAUUUUUGGAAGCUACUUGGCAUCCAGGUUUGUAUAUGAAUUCGGAAGCAACCCAACUCAAUUUGCUUUCUUUGAAUUCAUGACUAGGAAGUUGCGAGCUCUCGAAGCAUAA
Molecule: messenger RNA, 3138 nt
Organism: Morchella sextelata
Lineage: Eukaryota; Fungi; Ascomycota; Pezizomycetes; Pezizales; Morchellaceae
Exons: 7
Coding region: 1-3138 (1045 amino acids)
Cellular component (GO): mitochondrion
Molecular function (GO): L-glutamate dehydrogenase (NAD+) activity
Source: RefSeq, a predicted model, not a curated record